AUGAGAUGGGUUUCGUGGUGUAAAAUUGUGACACCAAAAUUCAUGGGAGGGCUCGGGUUGGGCGAGAUAAGAAGUCUUAAUUGGGCCUUUCUAGCAAAGUGGAAAUGGAGAAUAAAGAGUUGUUCGACACAGUUGUGGGCUCGCGUUAUAUCGGCGAUCCAUGGCAGUCAAAAUAAUGUAGAUAAUAUCCCGCUCAAAAAGGACAUCAGAGGCGUGUGGAAAGACAUCUUGGCAAGUACUAAAGACAUGGAGAAAGCGGGCAUUACGGAGUCGGAUAGGUGGGGUAUUGUCACUGGGGAGGAUAGUAGCUCUAUGUUUUCUGUUACUUUGUUCAGAGAAGAGGUGAUGAAAAAGAUAGGUACAAAGGUUAAUGUUGCGCCUUUUAGGUGGAAUGCAUGGGCUCCUAUUAAAAUCAACUUGUUUGUGUGGAGGUCGGUUAUCGGGUGGAUAGCUACGAAGGCAGCUUUGGCGGAUCGAGGGGUUAAUGUUAGGGGUACAACAUGCAGCCUAUGCGGGUGUGAAAGAGAAUCUGUACAACACUUGAUGGCAACCUGCAUUAUGUCUAAAGCUAUUUGGUGGCAUAUAUUUUCAUGGGUGAAGAUACCAUUCCCUUUGAAUGCACAAUCUUGCCAAGACUUGAUGGGAAUAAUUCAACAACAAUGUGGAAGUUCCAAAUGGAAAAGAGUCAUUGAGGUAGUCUUCUUUGCGACUAUGUGGCGAAUUUGGAGGUCAAGAAAUGACAUCGUCUUUAAUAAUGCAAAAUUGUCGGUAACGAGAACGGUGACAUUAAUCAAGGAAGACGCGUUUUUGUGGGUAAAAAAUAGAUCUCCAUAUGGUAGUCUAAAUUGGGGUAGAUGGUGUGAUUUUAAUAUCCGAGAUGUGAUCAUGUAA
Messenger RNA from Helianthus annuus (common sunflower), 891 nucleotides. RefSeq lists its product as uncharacterized. The transcript has a single exon. Lineage: Eukaryota; Viridiplantae; Streptophyta; Magnoliopsida; Asterales; Asteraceae. The coding region runs from base 1 to 891 and encodes 296 amino acids. The record is from RefSeq and is a predicted model, not a curated record.